Messenger RNA from Pyrus x bretschneideri (Chinese white pear), 1500 nucleotides. Its product is annotated as remorin 4.1-like. The transcript is spliced from 2 exons. Lineage: Eukaryota; Viridiplantae; Streptophyta; Magnoliopsida; Rosales; Rosaceae. The record is from RefSeq and is a predicted model, not a curated record. Bases 102 to 1001 code for a protein of 299 amino acids.
UAUUAAUUUCUCAGCUGAUCCGCCAAUCCUAGUACUCUCAAAACCCCAUUUCAUUUUCUCAAACACUUUUGACGUACACACGCACACUCAAACCAUCUGAGAUGAAUGAUCAAGGGGCUGGGACUAGCCAAGCAGCACAAGAUCAUGAUGAUCAUGGUGAAGAUCAAGAGCAGAUCAUCAGGGACAUCCAUGCCUUGACACCGCCUCGUCCACCGCCUCCCGGCAACCUCGGUCGUAGAAGAGAAGCUUGGGAAACUGGUAGCCAUAGAUCAUCAUCUUUGUCCAUGGCCAGCACUGAGUUAGGAACAGCUUCAACUGAGAACUUCACUACCAUGAGUAGAGAAUUCAGUGCUCUUGUGGUUGCAGGGUCAGCAAUCGGGACUAAUAAUAGUACCACCAAUGAUAGUGACCAUGGUACUGAUAACAAUAAUUUGGGUAGGAUUGGAGAGGAGGAGGACAACAAUAUGCCUGAGGAGGAGCUGGAGACCAACCCUUUGGCUAUAGUCCCGGAUAAUUACAACCCUGUGGACCCAGUUCCUUAUUCUCCAAGGAAUAAUGAGGCUAAUAAUCAUAGAAUUGGCUCUUCAUCAAGCAUGGUUAGGACUCGGGAUUACCAAGGCGGCAGCGGCGGCGAUCAGACGGUGUCGGUGCAUCGGGUGAAGAAGGAAGAGGUUGAAACAAAGAUAUCGGCUUGGCAAAACAACAAGAUUGCCAAGCUUAAUAACAGGUUUAAGAGGGAGGAUGCUAUUGUUAAUGGGUGGGAAAGUGAGCAAGUACAGAAAGCUUCUUCAUGGAUGAAGAAAGUAGAGAGAAAGUUGGAGGAGAAAAGAGUAAGAGCCCUAGAGAAGAUGCAAAAUGAUAUAGCCAAAGCACGUAGGAAAGCAGAGGAGAGGAAGGCAUCGGCUGAGGCUAAAAGGGGAACAAAAGUGGCUAGGGUUCUUGAAGUUGCCAAUCUAAUGAGAGCUGUUGGAAGAGCACCUGCCAAAAAAUCCUUCUUCUAGGCUUCUAGCCCCCUUAAUUAAUUUUUUAUAAUAUCCCAAACAAAUUCAUACCCACAAAUAAACCCCAAAAAAAACAAAAACAAAAAAAAUUAUUUGGGCAAAUAAGUGCCCCAUGAUCAUAUGAUGCAAGGGCCUUUACCUUUUGAACAAAGGCUCCCCUAUAUGAAAUGGGGCAGUGAAGUCAGAGAAAUCUGGCAACUAUGAAUUUUGAGUGUUUUUGGUUGAUGCGUUCUUAUGAGUGUCUUAAGUGUGCUGGAAUUUUGGGAUGGAUUUGCUAGUUCUUGUAGUGGAACAACGUCGAAUCUUGUGCAGUUUUCGUAUUCUUGGGCAGGAGGUUAAGUGUGAUGUUGUAAUACAUAUAAUUUCCUACGCCUAAUUUUGGUGUAUUUUAUUUUCCGCCUAUGAAAUGGAAUGAUAAUUUGCAGUAAUUCUGUAUUUGCCAUGCCUAGUGGUUUGAAUUUGCGAGUAAGCAGAGUAUUAAAGUGAUUGAUUAUAUCAA